This is a messenger RNA of Peronospora farinosa, 387 nucleotides long. Lineage: Eukaryota; Oomycota; Peronosporomycetes; Peronosporales; Peronosporaceae. The record is from the annotation of a GenBank genome assembly.
AUGUUCACUCUUCGUGGCAUCCGCCGCCUCUCCACGGCAGCGCCUCGCAAAGAGUACCCAACGUCCUUCAUUUCGCACUUGCGCACGCAAAAGCUCAACGUGUUUAACAUCGGUGUUGCCUUCUUGACGCUGUCGCUGUCAUCACAGAUAGUAUCGUACAAGCAGCGCUACGAUCUGGUACAAGGAGAGAAGGAACAGCUUGAUGAGAAAGUGGAAAUGCUCGAGAAAUUGGUGCUGGAGUUAGGAGGUGUGCUGCCAAAUGAGGAAACGCUGGCCAAGGCGAAAGAGACGGAAGCCCGCGUGCUCCGUGAUCGUGACGAGGAAGUGAAGGCCAUGACUGCUUUGACAAUGGAUGACAAGAAGAGCAAGAAAAGCAAGCUUAUUUAG